UCUAAUGUUGUAAGCACUCUGACCGAAUUACUACCCUUUGGUGGUGGGUACCCAUGUCCUCUUCUUGUCUCAUCAAAAGACCCAAAAGCUUAGAAAAGGUUGAAUUCUUCAGUCUUCACAUCCUCGUCUAGCUGUUUCCCCACCAAGUCCAAGUAUAUGUUUUUUUCCCCCAUCACUCCACACCUUUAUACCUUUACUAAUCCCCUCCCAAACUGUGAAACAACAAUAUUCCUCCACCUAAACCCAAAAAAGAGGGAACCAAGAUGGCGCUGAGCAACAAUGUGAUCGGCGCCAUAAACUUCGUGGCGAUGCUGCUGUCCAUCCCGAUCAUCGGCGCCGGGAUCUGGCUGGCGAUGGAGCCGGACAACUCCUGCGUCAAGCUCCUCCAGUGGCCGCUCAUCAUUUUGGGGAUCCUCGUCCUCGUCGUCGCCUUGGCCGGCUUCGUGGGCGCCUUCUGGAGGAUCCCGGCGCUGCUCAUCUUCUACCUCGUCGCCAUGCUCGUCCUCAUCGUCCUCCUUGCUUCCUUGGUGGUGUUCGUGUUCCUGGUCACCGACAAGGGCGCCGGCCACCCCGCUCCCAGCCGGGCGUACUCCGAGUACCAUCUCGACGACUUCUCCGGCUUCCUCCGGCGGAGGGUUCGCAGCCCCUUCAAGUGGGACGGGAUUAGAGGGUGCCUGAGUUCGACUAACAUGUGUGCAGAGCUUAAUCAGAGCUACCGCAUGGCUCAAGAUUUCUUCAAUGCCCGCAUUACUCCCUUGCAGUCGGGGUGCUGCAAGCCGCCGACGGGAUGCGGGUACACGUUCGUGAACCCGACGUACUGGAUAAGUCCGAUCAACAACGCGGCGGACAUGGAUUGCCUUCAGUGGAACAACGAGCAGACGCAGCUGUGCUACAACUGCGAUUCCUGCAAGGCCGGCCUGCUCGCCAAUCUCAAGUCCGAGUGGAGGAAAGCCGACGUCAUCUUGCUCAUCACUCUCAUAGCCUUGAUCUGCGUCUACGUUGUGGGCUGCUGUGCCUUUAGGAACGCCAAGACCGAAGAUCUCUUCCGCAAGUACAAGCAAGGAUAUACCUGAAUCCUCGCCGUGAUCUGUUGAUUAUAACGCUUUUUAUUUGUGCUCUGUUUUCUGGAUAUGGUCAAUAGUUUGAUUAAUACUGUCAAGAACCAGUUGAUCCCAAUAACUCGAGUUGUUGGGAAAGGUUCAAUCAUAAAUCAUAUAUCACAACACUAACACGCCCCCUCAAACGAAAGCCACUCACAAGGAAAGGUUCAAUCAUAAAUCAUAUACCACAACACUAACACGCCCCCUCAAACGAAAGCCACUCACAAGGGCUUGAAGUUUGCACGUGUCUGAAGACAAGAAUACCAUGUGCUUAACAAAUGGGAGUCACCGGGAAUCGAACACAAAACCUCUCGGUCACAGAAGACUCUGAUACCAUGUCAAGAACCAGUUGAUCCCAAUAACUCGAGUUGUUGGGAAAGGUUCAAUCAUAAAUCAUAUACCACAACACUAACAAAUACCGAUGAUGGUGAAAACAUUUUUAAUUAGUGGAGUUGGGAUUUUUCUCCCCCUUUUUUACUCUGGUUUUGGUUUUUUUUUUUUUUUUUCUCGAAUCUCGAGCAAUGUGAAAUCAGAGAACGAGGAGAGGAGGUCGCCGAAAGUUCUCGUUUUCAUCCCGACAAACAUGGCAUCGAAUUUCAACUUUGCUUCAGGGGUAGUAGGGUACGUACACUUUUCUUGUUCCCUUUCACAGAAGAGGAAAUAAUGAAGGUAAGGGAAAAAAACUGCAUCAGAAGGGAAUAAAGUGGACAGAACGUGUGUCUGUUUCAACUUUCGAGAUUGUGGAAACCGGUUUGGUUGUUGAUCUGGCAAGAUGAGUGACUCGCAGGUCAAAUGGUUGGAUCAGAAUUGAUUCCAAAUUGACUCGGGUUAAUUAAAUUGUCCUUAUACGAAGGAUAAAUAUAAUAAAUAAAAGUAUUUUAGCGUAUUAAAAUGGUUGGUCAUUUGUUAUGCUUGCUUUAUGUUACAAGUUACGAUUGUUCAAAUGAUUUUUUUUUAUAACUUCGAAAGAAGUGUAAGUUAGUAACCCGGUUUGAAGAGAUUCCACCGUGAAGUGAGGUCGGAGUUUGCUUUAAAUCAUGGAACAAAGUAACUAAGCAUAGAGUAAAAUACAUGUGAAUGUUAUUGGAGUGUGGCUGUCUCUAGCCAAAUCAAUCUUGCUAUGCACUUCUUCUCUUUUUUCUCUUCAUUUCAUCCCAAUUGAUAUAUAAAAAGAUACAAAAAAUAUCCAAAAUUUUUCAAUGAAGCCCACAUCCCAAA
Messenger RNA from Linum trigynum, 2318 nucleotides. The record is from the annotation of a GenBank genome assembly. NCBI's taxonomy places the organism in Eukaryota, Viridiplantae, Streptophyta, Magnoliopsida, Malpighiales, Linaceae.